AUGAAAAACAAUUAAAAAGGGUAUCUGGAGCUAAAUUAGAUUUGGCUCAGUAGACAAGAGUAUGAUGCUCAUAAGAAGAGACUCCAACAAAACUCUAAGUUGAGUCCUCAUAAGGAUUUGAGAAUCUAUGAAUAAGUCAAAAAAACUUAGUUUAUUAAUAAUAGAAAAAGAGAAUUAAUGAAAUGGUAGACAAUUUAAGAAUAAAAUACAUAAAUUCUUGCGAGGCUGGCUAAAAUAAGCAAUCGGUCACCUACACCUCCUAGUUAAUGUGGUACGCCUCGAGGUAGAAGAUCAUUAAAGGAAUCAAAAUUGCGUAUUGAAAAUGAAAACAACAGAUUGUUAUCCAAAAUUAAUGGAAUGUAAGGUUUAAUUAAAAUUAGAUAAUCUAAUCUAAAGUAGGAAAAUUUUCAAGAUUCUUAUCUGAAGCAUAAAAAGAUAUAACAGAACAUGUAAAAAUUUUAUUUUGAUAACAACCUACACAAAAUUAAAUUAAGGGUUGAUGCUUAUUUGGAUAAUUUGAAUAUGUAGAAAUCGUAUGAAAGAUCUAAAAGCUAGCAUGUUAAUCCACGAACUAGUAAAUUAAACUGA
Messenger RNA from Paramecium tetraurelia, 588 nucleotides. RefSeq lists its product as uncharacterized. The record is from RefSeq and is a predicted model, not a curated record. The transcript has 3 exons. Lineage: Eukaryota; Ciliophora; Oligohymenophorea; Peniculida; Parameciidae.